This is a messenger RNA of Cryptomeria japonica (Japanese cedar), 1378 nucleotides long. Its product is annotated as glucose and ribitol dehydrogenase. Lineage: Eukaryota; Viridiplantae; Streptophyta; Pinopsida; Cupressales; Cupressaceae. Gene Ontology annotation, molecular function: oxidoreductase activity. The coding region runs from base 92 to 979 and encodes 295 amino acids. The record is from RefSeq and is a predicted model, not a curated record. The transcript is spliced from 6 exons.
GGAUUCUACUAUACAUUUCACUCCUCCUAAAUCACUAAGUUUUGGCUUUGCACCAUCCAUAUUAGACUUAGCCUGGUGUUUUCCUUUGAUAAUGGCUUCCUCUCCUUUAGCUAUGUCAUUUUCUCCACAGCCCCAGAAGUCCGGGCCUGGGUUAGAGUACUUGAUGAUUCCAAGGCCUGUAUCAGUAGCACCUGCCUACAAACCUACAGAAAAACUCAAGGGAAAAGUGGCUCUUGUAACAGGGGGAGAUUCGGGCAUUGGAAGAGCGGUGUGUUAUCAUUUUGCUUUAGAAGGAGCUACUGUUGCAUUCGUGUAUUUGUCCCCUUUAGAAGAAAAGGAUGCAGAGGAGACUCUUGAGAAACUAUUAAAAUACAAGGCACCCUGUGCUCAAAACCCCAUGAAAAUUCCUGUGACCGAUUUAGGAUACCAUGAACAAUGCAAGAAGGUCAUAGAGGACGUUGUCAAAGCAUACGGCUGGAUUGAUAUAUUGGUGAACAAUGCAGCUGAGCAACACCCAUGUCCUAAUAUUGAAGAUCUUGAUCCCAAUCAAGUGGAACGUGUGUUCAGAACAAAUAUAUUCUCUCAGUUCUUCAUGGUCAUUCAUGGCGUGAAGCAUAUAAAGGAGGGGGGCACUAUAAUCAAUUGCUUAUCAAGGCAGGCAUACCUAGGGAAUGCAGAGAAUGUGGACUAUGCAUCCACAAAGGGAGCCAUUGUAACGUUCACAAGAGGACUGGCCCUUCAGCUGGCUAAGAGAAAAAUACGAGUGAAUGGUGUGGCACCAGGCCCAAUAUGGACUCCCAUAAAUGCUUCAAUUCUGGAUGCAGAGAAGAUGGGCGAUUUAGGAAAAGACACACCCUUGGGCAGAGCAGGAGAGCCCUCUGAAGUGGCUCCUUGUUUUGUUUUCCUCGCUUCCCAAGAUGCAUCUUACAUGACAGGCCAAAUUCUUCACCCCAAUGGUGGAUGUGCAAUGUACUCUUAGAACUUCGUGGGUAUACAGUAUAACGAAGGUGGUUCUCUUUCGAGGAAUCCGGCUAUGAUAAUCAACUUAAACUUCAAAGUGGAGCUUUCUGUAUAGGGUCACGGAAUUGUACGUAUAGCUGCUUUUCUAGGGACAGUAAAGCGCACGUUAUGUCUGUGGACAGCAAGAAAAUUGGAUUAUGCUUUCAUUUUGCAAUGAUUGAUUCUGGACAUAAAAAUAUCUCCACAGUUUGAAUUCAGAAAAAUCAAUAGGUAGAUGUUGGCACACUUUAUUGUAAGAGACAAGAAUGGGAGAGAUUUUUUAAAAAAUUAUAUAAGAAUAUUAUUGAGAGUUUACAUGGGUUGUAAAAUGAACAAUGAAAAGUAGAAUCAGAUUUGUUAUUUUUGUAUUUCUUAUUUU